GGUUUUUGUGUCGCUGCUGCCUCUUCCGGUCCUCUUUCCAGCUUCCCGUGCAACAUGACCAAGAAAAGGAGAAACAACGGUCGUGCCAAGAAGGGCCGCGGACAUGUGCAGCCCAUCCGCUGCACCAACUGCGCCCGCUGCGUCCCCAAGGACAAGGCCAUUAAGAAGUUUGUCAUCAGGAACAUAGUGGAGGCAGCGGCUGUGAGAGACAUAUCAGACGCCAGUGUCUUUGACUCAUAUGUUCUGCCUAAGCUCUAUGUGAAGCUGCACUAUUGUGUUAGCUGUGCCAUCCACAGCAAAGUAGUGAGGAACCGCUCCUGUGAAGCCAGGAAGGAUCGUACCCCACCUCCAAGAUUCAGGCCCGCUGCUGGUGCACCAAGAGCUCCUCCAAAGCCGAUGUAAAGCGCAAUCUGAAGAUGCUGUGUACCUGAAAAGAAAAUUAAAACAUCUUUACAAAACA
Messenger RNA from Cyprinodon variegatus (sheepshead minnow), 460 nucleotides. It is a transcript of the gene rps26, whose product is annotated as ribosomal protein S26. The coding region runs from base 55 to 402 and encodes 115 amino acids. The record is from RefSeq and is a predicted model, not a curated record. The transcript has 4 exons. Lineage: Eukaryota; Metazoa; Chordata; Actinopteri; Cyprinodontiformes; Cyprinodontidae. Gene Ontology annotation, molecular function: mRNA binding; structural constituent of ribosome. Gene Ontology annotation, biological process: translation. Gene Ontology annotation, cellular component: cytosolic small ribosomal subunit; ribosome.